CUCAUGAUAGCAGCCAACCAGGAUCGAGAGGAUGUUGUUCGCCUCCUCCUCGACAAGGGCGCCUAUAUCGAGGAUCGUGAUGAGAACGACUGCACUGCCCUUCACUUCGCAGCAGAGAAGGGACAUCUCGGUAUAACUCUCCUGCUCCUCGACAAGGGGGCACAGGUCGAGGCCCGUGACAUAGACGGAUGGACACCGCUUUACCUUGCCGUUUGGAACUGCCAAGAAAACGUUAUAGCGCUUCUGCUGAGCCUA
Messenger RNA from Schizophyllum commune H4-8, 255 nucleotides. RefSeq names its product ankyrin repeat protein. Gene Ontology annotation, cellular component: cytoplasm. The transcript has 2 exons. The annotation marks the transcript as partial. The record is from RefSeq and is a predicted model, not a curated record. Gene Ontology annotation, molecular function: protein binding. NCBI's taxonomy places the organism in Eukaryota, Fungi, Basidiomycota, Agaricomycetes, Agaricales, Schizophyllaceae.